This is a messenger RNA of Thecamonas trahens ATCC 50062, 1956 nucleotides long. RefSeq lists its product as uncharacterized. The transcript is spliced from 2 exons. The coding region runs from base 1 to 1473 and encodes 490 amino acids. NCBI's taxonomy places the organism in Eukaryota, Apusomonadida, Apusomonadidae. The record is from RefSeq and is a predicted model, not a curated record.
AUGUCGUCGGUCUCGCCGCGGCAUACGGUGCGCGACUACUUUGCCCGCCCGGUGGUCUCACAGAGCCUCGUGAGGACCCAGCCGACCUCGCCGCCGCCCAGGACACGCCGCCGCCACGGACGCAAAGGGCGAGGGCACUCGCUCCGGGCGGCCAUCCUUGCAGAAAACCCGCUGGCAAAGACGCUUUCGGUGCCCGAUAGGACGUGGAAGGUGCGCCAGGAGAUGCUAGCCCGUCCGCGACGCUCGGCCUCGGCCUCGACCCGCGCCGCAUCGUCCCGCUCCCGCUCCCGUGCCGGGUCGCGCCCGGCGACCGCGGCUGGUGGCCGUAAGCGGCGGCAGCGCCGCCCGAGGACUGCGGCUGGCGCAACGGUGAGAAAGGAUGCCAAGGACGAGUCACGAGCCAUUCAGGGUGUGUCGGUCCACUACUCGCGGGCGCGACCUGCAACUGCGCGGGCGCGCGUCGAGGAUGCACAGGCCAAGCGCAAGACCCAGACAUACCUGCGCAAGCUGGAGCACCGCUGGCGGAAACGGACCGAUCGCUCGCCGUUUCUGGUCGAUCUGGUGGCAGAGAAGGAACGGGUUGACGAGUCGAACCGUGUCCGGGCGUACGAACGUGAGCGCAAACGCCGUGAACUGGAGGCUGGGAAGCGUGCCCUUCAGCAGGAGCUUAUGUUUGCCGUCGCUGAGGACGGCAACGCCGAGAUUCUGUUCGAGGACGAGUGGCAGGCGCUGCUCGACGCCGAGCGGGUUCACCGCCACGCGCUUGCUGAGCUUGACCGCCGUCGCUACGGCAUCGCUGUUCUGGAGAUGCAGACCGACCAUGACGCCAGCGACGACGACGCUGCUAUCGGUGCCGAUGAGAACGGCCCGCCGCUUGCCCACAUCAAGCCGGCGUCGCCGCCCGACACCAGCGCCCGCCCGCCGCACGAGGCCAUCUCGCCGCGGCGCAGGGUCCCUUCCACGCUCCGAGUUGGCAUCAAGCGGCUGGAGUGGGUGAGCGGAGCAGCAGAUGUCCGCAUGGCGGUGCUUGCUGCGCCCAACACGGCACACGUGCCGCUGCAAGCGACCCAGCUCGAGUCUCAGGACUCGGUCGACCUCGUCGAGAUGGCGCCUUCGGCCGCAGUUGCGUCGGGCUAUGAGGCGCCGAACCCAUGGAUUGUGCACCGGCCGGUCCCCAAUCACCCGUCGCCAGUCAUUGACCUAUUUGUGCUGGAAGACCUGGUAGUGGUCGGCUGUGGACGACUUGUGCUCUCGCCGCUGUCAUUUACCCGGACCAACUAUGUCGAGAUCGGUGUCCACGGUGUCGACCCGGCCUCCGGAACGCUUGGCGCACUGUGCGGCAAGCUCCAACUCGAGGUUGUCUCUAGCCUGAAGAACGACGACGUGCACUCGGCCUCGUCACCGCGGCUGAUGGUGACCAACACGUACACCAUGCCAUCGUUCCGUUCCACAUCGAACUUGCAAGAGUAUUGAAGCCUUCGGCCUCCUCACAACUGCUUGUUGCGCUUCCUGCGACUGUCGCGCCGCCCGCGAUGCCGGAGCGCAUCAAGCGACUCUUGCGACAGGGAUGACGACGCAGACGGAGGAUAGAGCGUGAGCGAUGUUGUGUCAAAGUCGUCAUCGUCGUCGUCGUCGUCGCCGCCGCCGACACAGACAGCGACAGACGCCGCGGGUGGAACGGAGCGAGACGGUGAUGCAGCUGUGGGCGUAGCCUGUGAAGCUGCCUGGGACGAGGUCUGGGAUGCCGGUGGUGUGGCAAGCGUGAAAUCGAUCGCCGCGGCGGCCUUGGAUGACCUGAGCGUCUUGGGCUUCUUUCGGGGUCGAGACGACGUUGACGCUGCAGUUGCGGUGGAAGCGACUGAGGCUGUGGUGGCCCUUGUGCUGGCCUUUGUCUUGGACCUUGACUUGGCCGCAGUGGCCUUAGUCGCGGUCUUGGCCUUGGCCUUGGCCUUGCCC